AUGAAGACGACCUGCGGCAGAAUGUUGCCCGUCGUUGCCGUCCUGGUGGCGCUCGCCGUCACUGCCCACGCCGCGGCCGUCGGCCCGCCGAAGCGGAGAGGCCAGGAGAUCCACCUGUUCGAGGCCACGGUCCGCGUCCCGGACAACGGCGUGGAAGACCUCGAGGAGUACAACAACCGCCUGCUCGCCAAAGUGCUCGGCAGCGUCGAAGCAGCACGGAGCGCAACGUAUGAGAGUGAGCUUGGGCUAUUCAGCGCGUUCAUCACCAACAACCAGGCCCGUCGACUAUCAAGUGAGCUAAAUCCAUACUAG
Miscanthus lutarioriparius is the source of this 312-nucleotide messenger RNA. NCBI's taxonomy places the organism in Eukaryota, Viridiplantae, Streptophyta, Magnoliopsida, Poales, Poaceae. The record is from the annotation of a GenBank genome assembly.